CGCGUCCGGGGAAGACGCGCGGCCCGGGUCACGGGGCGCGAACGCGGGGGCGCUGAGUUCCGCGGUGCCCGUUAGGCCGUGGGGGCAGAGUAGAGCAGCGUGGGGCGCGGGACCGGCUGCAAGCAGGCAGAGUUUUGGGGUACGAGAGCGGUAGAUGUCGUCGCCUGCUGCGUUCGCCUUACAAAACCCACGGCGUUUAGACGUUGCAUUUAGGUAUCUGGUGUGUAAACGGAAGCUGGAAAGUAAAAAGGAGGCAUUGCUAAUCCUUUCCAAAGAGCUGGACACUUGUCAACAGGAAAGAGACCAGUACAAGCUUAUGGCCAACCAGCUGCGGGAACGACACCAGUCUCUGAAAAAGAAAUACCGGGAGCUGAUUGAUGGGGACCCAUCUCUUCCCCCUGAAAAGAGGAAACAGGCAAAUCUUGCUCAGCUACUGAGUGAUGCUCAAGAUCGAAACAAACAUCUUGGCGAAGAGAUUAGAGAACUUCAGCAGAGAUUGGGAGAAGUACAAGGGGACAAUAAGCUCCUUCGAAUGACAAUAGCAAAGCAAAGACUUGGAGAUGAAGAAGUUGGGGCUCGCCACUUUGCAGCACAUGAGCGUGAAGACCUUGUUCAACAGCUGGAGAAAGCUCGAGAACAAAUCGAGACUCUGAGACAUGAUCUUCAAUCUGCACUGGAUGAGUUGGAGGAUGUGAAAGAAGAACGUUCUUUUUACCAAGAUAAGGCUGACAGGCUGAACCGAGAACUUAAUCAUGUCUUAGGAGGGCAUGAAAACCGUAUCAUUGACAUAGAUGCUUUGUGUAUGGAGAACAGGUAUCUUCAGGAGAGAUUAAAGCAACUUCAAGAGGAAAUCAACCUCCUUAAGUCUAAUAUUACUAAAUACAAGAAUGCGCUAGAAAGACGAAAAAAUUCAAAGACUCAGAGUAGAUCCAGUAGCAGUGCUCUGACUGGAGUCCUUUCUGCAAAGCAAGUCCAAGAAUUGUUGUCAGAGGAUCAAGGAUGUAGCCUGCCAGCCACACCACAAUCCAUUUCAGAUCUCAAAUCGCUGGCCACUGCAUUGCUGGAGACUAUCCACGAGAAAAACAUGAUCAUACAACACCAAAGGCAAACCAACAAAAUUCUAGGUAAUCGAGUGUCAGAACUAGAAAAGAAGUUAAGAACUUUGGAAAUUGCUGGCUUGUGGAGUCUUCCAGGUGGAAAGGAUACUAUAACAUUCACUGAUCCAACCUUGCCUGUUAUACAACGGUCUAGGUCACCGUUGUUAGCAUUUACGGACAAGCUGCACCAAACUGAAGUACGAGCAGAACAGAAGGGAGAACAUGAUGAAACUUGUGCUGUUGCAAGAGAGCUGAUGGCUUCAGAGGAAACUGAUAAGGAUUCUGUCAAUUCUUCAGCAAACUUAAAUAACAGUAACCAAAAUAAACGUUUUUAUCCUUCGUUACCUCAGUUACCUUCUGAGGAAGAACAAAUAAGCAAGCUUGGAAGUCAAAUAAUUAAAUUGUCAGAAGAACAGGCAGUUGCAGAACUGGAAGGGAAAAGAACAGAAAAUUCAGCAGAGGGGCCGAACACAUCAGUUGGACCAGAGCUUAAUGGCUCAUCUGAAGGAGAGCUUCCUUUAUCCAGCCCUGAUCGAUCCAAGACCACAGAUCCCUCAAACUCAGAGAAUGAACAGAUAGCUGAAGCUGAGGUCCUGAAAGACAAUGAUGAAACCUCAGAGAGUGAUUGUGAAAUUAUAAAUGAAAGAGGGAAUCAAAAUAGCAGCACUGUGGAUAUUGAGGACCCUGGAAGGCAUGGAGGUCUCAAUGUUACAACUGCUCGUGCGAUUAACAGCUUUGAGGAGCUCUCUGGAUCUGAAGGCAAGAAACCAUCUGAUCCUGCUGAAAAGUGUGAAUAUUUGGAUAACAGUUUAGCUUGAGCUCGUCUCUGGAAAAUACAAAGAGUUACUUCACCUAGUAUUGAGAACCCAUUUUAAUGGAGCUCUGAAGGAAGCCUCACCAGAGAAGCCAGAAGUCUUUUUGUGAGAUACCAUGAUGCUGUUUCAAAGCAAGGAGAACAGCAAGAUGAGGACCGACGAUGCUCUGUCCACUUUCUUGGCUCUAUUAGUGGUACUUACAGGAUUGUAUUCCUCAGCCCCAGGCAUGCAGUGGAGUCCAGCAUGCUCCACUUCAUUUCUGCCCUUGUUUUUAAAGGAAUCUGUGUUGUUUUAUUUUCUUCUGGUUUGGAAUUGAGGAUAAUUCUUCCUUUCCUCCAUGUUUUGCCAGUCUUAGGUACAGUAUAAGGCUUAUUUCAUUUGUUGUGGCUUUCUUAUACUUCCCUUGUUGAUGUUUAGUCAUAAGAAAACAUUCCAGUAAUAACUGGGGAAGGAGGGGGCUGCUGUGCGUGUCCCAGCUCCCUACUGGUGCUGGAGCUGUGCCACUCUGCUCCCAGGAAGGCAGCAACAAGGGAAUACUUAACGUUGUAGUUAGCAGCUGUUGGAGAAGGGGAAGCGCAUCCUUCCUCCCCUGUUUGUAGCAUAAGGAAUAGUCUCUGCAGCUGUGGAGCUUCUAUGGGCCAGCAGCCGUCAAGGCAAUUUUUCUGGUGGCGUGGGACCUAAUUGUCUGUAAAUGUGCAUUUCUCACUCCUAGAACUUGAAACCAAUCAGAGAGAAUUAAACCAAAUUUAAUAAAAUACUACUAAUAAAGAGGAAAAUCCCUCCCAGACUGAGUCCUCUUUUGACAAAUAACUGCCAGCUGCAAAUUUUUACAGCCCACUUGUCAGCUACUGAAUAAACAGAGUUUAUAUUAGCAAUACUGACAAACUCUUCUGUCUAUGGAAGCUGGGCUAGCAGGUGCUGCUGUAAUCAAGGUGUCGAAGUCCAUGAACAGUUUGUAUUCAGCAGAAGAGAGGCUGUAUGUAAAUGAUUACAUACAAAUAUAAGAAUUAUGGUGGGAAGGUGAAAAAUGUGGCUUGUCUCUGUUUUCAUGCAUUUUCCCUACCAGGUGCAUUCAUGUAACCCUUUCAGUGUCUGUCUGCAGGCAAUAAAGUGAUACUCGCCAUGCUCUUCAAAAAUGUUUCCUUUCUCUUUAAAGGUACUGUGACAUUGCAGCUUUUUGUUGGUAUCAGGCAGCAGCCCUUAGGAACAGAAAACAUCUAUAUAUUUAAGUGUGUUAGGCACAUGAGGCAGUAAAAAGUUUUCUUUCAGUGUCCUAAUCACAGUUUAAGUUAUCACCUGAAAACCAAAGAGAGCUUUAAGUAUUUGAAAAGUUGUUAUGCUGUUCCCCUUAAUUGUAGCUGAGUGCAUUAUUGACUCAUUCAUAUGACAGUACUGACAAGUCAGAGGAGAAAUAGCUGCAUACCCUGCCAUCUCUGUGAGAACUCUGAAUUUCUGGCAGCAUUUUUUUUUUUUUUAACUUUAAUGCUAGAAUGUUACAGGAAGUGUCAUUUUAUUCAAGAUGUGUUCUUUUCCAUCUUUCAUGGACUAAUCCUGUGCAGAGCUAAACAUCAACACAGUCAGAACUGAAGCAGGCUUCUGACAGAACAGUCAGGAUUUCUCAUAGCUGAACUGAACUGUUCAGCAUGGUUUAUGGCCGUUUUUUUCUUGUCCUGUGUCUUUUCUGACCCACAAUAGUGUGCGCUGAGAUUUGCUCCUAGUCUCUUAAUUGUCAGUUAAUGCUUUAAAUUAACAAAGUGCUGGUGCAAAUAUAGAGCAGGCGGAAGCAGUAGCUUUUUAGUGCCUAAAUUGUUGGUUCUUUUUAAUACAUUUUUUUCUGUGAGAAGAAUGCGGAGUGAUGUAUGACCAUCAAUUAGGUCAUCUUGGUAACUAUAGUGACACCAUUCUCUCCGCUUAAAUGCCAUCUUUUUAAUCUUUGCAGUCAUUUAGUGCCAGCUUAGAUAUCUGGAUCUCUGGAAACCUCAUUUUUUUACUGCUAUAUUGUUGGUGCGGUACUGUUCUGUCCUUUGCGCCCAAGUGAAAGUCUGUUCCUAGCUACGUUUUUAGCCUUUGCUCCAAAACACAAGAGCUCAAUACCAGGACACUUGUAAAAGUAAGACAUUUUUGCUGCACUGUGUAAUAACUAAUUGAGUAUUGUCGGUAUUCUGCUUGGAUAAUGCUUUAAUUGAUAGUGUUGUAUUAUUAGAACUAUUUUUUUUCAGUAAAUUAAUUCCUAUUUUGUUGAGGGGAAAAUCAACACUAUUUUGUUUUGAGACUUGCAUUGUCUUUUCCUAGGAUUUUAAAAAUGCAGAAAUCACAUCCAACCACAGGCCCUUUUGGUGGUAGGCUCUGGGGAAGCAAACUGGGAAGGGGAAUGUUGUGGCAGGGGUACAGAGAAGAUUGACAUAUUUUACAAAUUGAUUUUAGGGAAGUUGUCUCACCUAAAAGUGAAUUCAUACGUUAUCUGUGAGAAGGAUAUGAAAGUCCUGUGUUGUAGUUAUUUGAAAAAGAACAAUGAGUGAAUUUGUAAAAUAAGUAUGUGAAAAUGGCAGAUUAAGAAGCAUCUUUUAAAAUAAUGCUUCCUUUCUAAGUGCAACUAUUUUUAACCAUGUGGUAAUUUGUAUAAUAAAGGCGGUGGAAUUUCUUUAAUCCAUAUGAGCUCAGGAAUGCAUUUUAGAAUCUUAACUGAGAUUAAGUUGAAAGUCUACUACAUUUUUGAAAGAUAAGAUUUUGUUUACCAGUUUCUGUUUUGUAGGGUUUAUUUUUUUUAAUGCAGUUUUAUUUAUUUGCAAACCUUUCUUUUGUUGCUGCUUGGAUUAAAUAUGUAACGUGUUUAACAAUAUAUUUUGUCAUCUUUAAUAAAGACAUACGUUUCCUGA
This is a messenger RNA of Rhea pennata, 4788 nucleotides long. It is a transcript of the gene CCDC149, whose product is annotated as coiled-coil domain containing 149. Bases 155 to 1915 code for a protein of 586 amino acids. The record is from RefSeq and is a predicted model, not a curated record. Lineage: Eukaryota; Metazoa; Chordata; Aves; Rheiformes; Rheidae. The transcript has 13 exons.